CCGGAAGCCACCUCAGGGGGUGAGCCAUGGCGGGUUUGCCUGUUAGAGACCCUGCGGUGGAUCGUUCUCUGCGUUCUGUAUUCGUGGGAAACAUUCCUUAUGAAGCUACUGAAGAACAGCUGAAGGACAUCUUCUCUGAGGUUGGGCCUGUUGUUAGUUUCAGAUUGGUGUAUGAUAGGGAGACAGGAAAACCAAAGGGUUAUGGCUUCUGUGAAUACCAAGACCAAGAGACGGCCCUUAGUGCCAUGCGGAACCUGAAUGGUCGCGAAUUCAGUGGGCGAGCACUUCGAGUGGAUAAUGCUGCCAGUGAAAAGAACAAAGAGGAACUCAAAAGCCUUGGCACUGGUGCACCUGUCAUUGAGUCGCCUUAUGGAGAGACCAUCAACCCCGAGGAUGCCCCUGAAUCUAUUAGCAAAGCAGUUGCUAGUCUUCCACCAGAACAGAUGUUUGAGCUGAUGAAACAGAUGAAGCUCUGUGUCCAGAAUAGUCCCCAGGAAGCACGAAACAUGUUGCUUCAGAAUCCUCAGCUGGCGUAUGCUUUGCUACAUGUAGCACAGGUAGUGAUGAGAAUUGUGGAUCCUGAGAUUGCCCUGAAAAUUCUGCAUCGCCAGACAAAUAUGCCAACGCUGAUUUCAGGCAACCCUCAGCCAGUCCAUGUUGCUGGGCCUGGCUCAGGACCCAAUGUUUCAAUGAACCAGCAGAAUCCUCAGGCCCCUCAGGCUCAAUCUUUGGGCGGAAUGCAUGUCAAUGGUGCAACUCUGAUGCAAGCUUCUAUGCCAGGUGGAGUACCUGCCCCAGUGCAAAUGGCUGCAGCUGUAGCAGGACCUGGCCCUGGUUCUUUAGCCCCUGCAGGAGUCAUGCAAGCCCAAGUGGGAAUGCAAGGAGGUGGACCAGUGCCCAUGGAAAGAGGACAAGGAACCCUACAGCACUCGCCCGUGGGACCCACCGGGCCUGCAUCAAUUGAGCGAGUUCAAGUGCCAAUGCAAGACCCCAGAGCAGCUAUGCAGCGGGGAGCCUUGCCUGCCAAUGUCCCAACUCCUCGUGGUCUGUUAGGAGAUGCCCCCAAUGACCCACGGGGAGGCACUUUAAUGUCUGUAACUGGAGAGGUAGAGCCUAGAGCUUACUUGGGACCCCCACUACCACCUCAUCAGGGCCCACCCAUGCACCAUGUUCCUGGCCAUGAAGGUCGUGGACCACCCCCACAUGACAUGAGGGGAGGUCCAUUAGCUGAGCCCAGACCUUUAAUGGCAGAGCCAAGAGGACCCAUGAUAGAUCAGAGGGGUCCACCCAUGGAUGCUAGAGGUGGAAGAGAUCCCCGAGGAUUAGAUGCACGAGGGUUGGAGGCCAGAGGACUGGAUGCCAGGGGACUGGAGGCCCGUGCCAUGGAGGCCCGUGCCAUGGAAGCCCGUGCCAUGGAGGCCCGUGCCAUGGAAGCCCGUGCCAUGGAAGCCCGUGCCAUGGAGGCCAGAGGCAUGGAUACCAGAGGCCCGGUACCUGGACCUAGAGGACCUAUACCUAGUGGAAUCCAAGGUCCCAAUCCAAUGAACAUGGGGGCUGUCGUUCCCCAGGGAUCAAGACAGGUCCCAGUCAUGCAAGGAGCAGGCAUUCAAGCAGCAGGCAUGCAAGCUGGAAACCAACCUGGUGGCUUUAGUCCUGGACAGAGCCAAGUCACACCCCAGGAUCAUGAGAAGGCUGCUUUGAUUAUGCAGGUCCUUCAGCUCACUGCAGACCAGAUUGCCAUGCUGCCUCCUGAGCAGAGGCAGAGUAUCCUAAUCUUAAAGGAACAGAUACAGAAAUCCACUGGGGCACCUUAAAAGGUUCUGAAAAAUACCUGGCAACAAAUCUGGAAAUAGUAAUUCCUUAACAUUGCUGAAAUGUUGAAAACAUGGUGACUUCUGCAUCCUAACCCCUGAUGAUUCAGUUGGUGCCAGGUGGAGGACUCGCAUGACCAUUUCUCCAAACGAAAGCAGUUCGUUUUGUUGUCUUAGUUUGUAUAUUUUCUGUGAUGUCAAAUAAACUCUGAACACAAUCUUAGCAUACCGAAAAUUGAUAUA
This is a messenger RNA of Microtus oregoni (creeping vole), 2054 nucleotides long. RefSeq names its product cleavage stimulation factor subunit 2-like. Gene Ontology annotation, biological process: mRNA 3'-end processing. The coding region runs from base 27 to 1814 and encodes 595 amino acids. The transcript has 15 exons. Lineage: Eukaryota; Metazoa; Chordata; Mammalia; Rodentia; Cricetidae. Gene Ontology annotation, molecular function: mRNA binding. Gene Ontology annotation, cellular component: mRNA cleavage and polyadenylation specificity factor complex. The record is from RefSeq and is a predicted model, not a curated record.